Molecule: messenger RNA, 2163 nt
Organism: Fusarium poae
Lineage: Eukaryota; Fungi; Ascomycota; Sordariomycetes; Hypocreales; Nectriaceae
Exons: 6
Coding region: 1-2163 (720 amino acids)
Biological process (GO): mismatch repair; reciprocal meiotic recombination
Cellular component (GO): nucleus
Molecular function (GO): mismatched DNA binding; ATP-dependent DNA damage sensor activity; ATP binding
Source: RefSeq, a predicted model, not a curated record
AUGUCAACGGCCUGUCCCCCAAAUAACCCCAGCACUCUCUUUUCUCUGGUACAAAAUCUCACUUCUGACGCUCAAAUUGAUGCUUUCGAGCGUUCUGCGUGGUCCGAGACGGGAGGCCUGGAGUAUAUCCAGAACCUGGCCUUCAAAGACGACAUUGAGCCAUUGAAAGUAGCUACACAAGGCAAAUUCUACGCCAUCAGUUCGUUUGCAGCAGCUAUGAAGUAUAUUCAUCAGAAGUUCUCGAUCAAUUUCGUGCCGCAUUCACUUCGAAUUCAGUAUCGACCUUCUGAAGAUACCAUGAUGAUUGACAUUUCAGCAAUCCAAUCUCUCGAGAUCAUGCAGAACCUGCGAAGCUCCAAGUCUAAAGACUCGCUGUUCGGUUUACUGAACCACACAUCCACCCCGAUGGGCUCUAGACUGCUGCGAAGUAAUAUCCUACAGCCACCGACUGAUGCUGAAAGAGUUGUUCUCACUCGCUAUGAUGCCCUCGAGGAGUUGACGACAAAUGAGGAAAUGUUUCUCGAGAUCCGAAAAGCCCUCAAGCUGUUCCAUGAUAUUGAGAAGCUCCUGACCAAGUUGAUUAUUGUGCAUACGAAUGCCACCGUUCAAAAGGUUGAAGAGCAAAUCAACCAGGUGCUGAUGGUCAAAAGCUUCCUUGAAGCGAUCCCCGAACUCUAUACCGCUUUAGGCCCUGCUACAUGCGAUUUACUCACCAAGAUUCGUGCACGUUGUUGCCCUGAGAUUACAAACCCUAUACUUGACAAGAUCCGCCAAACCAUCGAAGCAGAUGUCACUUAUAUGAAGUCUGCAUUAGAUCUCCGCAAUCAGAGAACCUUUGCUGUCAAAGCAGGUAUCAAUGGCAUGCUUGACGUUGCACGUCAGACUUACAAGGAGCUCACCGAAGAGAUUCAUUUACAUAUAGAUGAGUUGAAUGAGAUUCACAAGGUUAAUGCCACUCUCAGAUACGACAAUGGUCGAAAGUAUUGGUUGCGCUUUCAAGCGGCCGACUUUGAUGACCGGCCUAUUCCAGAUAUCUUGAUCAAUGUGGUGCGAAAGAAGGACAAGAUUGAAUGUCAAACUCUUGACCUGGUUAAACUCAACCUGAGACUUUCCGACACCUCGAACGAGGUUGUUAUUCGCAGCGACAGUGUUGUACAGGAUUUACUCAAGGAGCUGCGGAACAAUGCACCACACCUGUUCCAAGUUUGCGAAUCGAUUGCCCUCAUUGACAUGAUCUCAUCCUUUGCACAGCUCGCCACUACGAGAGACUAUGUGAGGCCCGAUAUCAGCAGCACGCUGGCUUUGAAAGCAGCCAGACAUCCUGUCCUUGACAAGAAUAUGAAUGGCAAGUUUGUACCAAAUGACUACUAUUCCACAGAGCAAUAUUGCUUCCAUAUUGUGACUGGAUGCAAUAUGGCUGGAAAGAGUACCUACAUCCGAGCAGUCGCCUUGCUUCAGAUCAUGGCACAAAUCGGUUCUUUUGUACCUGCAGAAUAUGCUGCUUUCUCUAUUAUCCACAGCAUAUUUGCUCGUGUCUCUCUAAGCGACAACAUCGAAAGCAACCUCUCCACCUUUUCCGUGGAAAUGCGCGAGAUGGCUUUCAUUCUGCGCAACAUUGAUGACAAGAGCCUCGCCAUCAUCGAUGAACUGGGCAGAGCCACAAGUAACAGGGAUGGACUGGCUAUUGCGAUUGCCAUGUCCGAAGCUUUGAUUGAAAGCAGGGCAUCUGUCUGGUUUGCGACUCACUUCAUUGACCUUACAAAGGUUCUCGCAGAUCGUCCAGGUGUUCUCAAUCUACACCUUGCAGCCACUAGCACCAUGACACCAGAAGGGAUCCCACAUAUUACGAUGCUUUACAAGGCAACUUCGGGUGCCAUCAGAGGUGAAGAACAUUAUGGUAUCAACCUGGCUAGAGCGAUUGGGUUGCCCCAAAGCUUCAUCGACAAAGCAGAAGAGGUGGCAGAUGAUCUUCGAAAGAAACGAGAAGCGAGCAAGCGCAGUUCAGAAUCGUCAAGACUUGUGGCUAGACGAAAGCUGAUCCUGAACCUACAGGAUGCCUUGAGACAAGCUAGAGAUUCAGGCAGCGAGGAAGCUCUUCCGGGUUAUCUGACUCGACUUCAGGAAGAGUUUGUUUCGCGCAUGGAGGAGGUGGACAACAUGUAG